Pyrenophora tritici-repentis Pt-1C-BFP is the source of this 1116-nucleotide messenger RNA. RefSeq lists its product as uncharacterized. Gene Ontology annotation, biological process: cytoplasmic translation. The record is from RefSeq and is a predicted model, not a curated record. Gene Ontology annotation, molecular function: GTPase activity; GTP binding. Lineage: Eukaryota; Fungi; Ascomycota; Dothideomycetes; Pleosporales; Pleosporaceae. Gene Ontology annotation, cellular component: cytoplasm.
AUGGCGACUACAGUGGACAAGAUCAAGGAUAUCGAGGCCGAAAUGGCCAAGACCCAAAAAAACAAGGCAACGUCGUUUCAUCUUGGGCAACUGAAGGCAAAACUCGCUAAGCUCAAGAGGGAACUGCUCGAGCCCUCAAGCAGCGGUGGCGGUGGUGCAGGUGUAGGAUUCGAUGUUGCUAGGACUGGUGUGGCCAGUGUUGGCUUUAUUGGCUUUCCAUCGGUGGGAAAGAGUACGCUCAUGAGUAGAUUGACAGGACAGCACUCUGAAGCCGCCGCAUAUGAGUUCACUACGCUUACUACUGUGCCGGGUCAGGUCAUGUACAACGGAGCCAAGAUUCAAAUUCUCGAUCUUCCCGGUAUCAUUCAAGGUGCAAAGGACGGCAAGGGUCGUGGUCGACAGGUCAUCGCGGUGGCGAAAACAUGCCAUUUGAUUUUUAUUGUCUUGGAUGUCAACAAGCCCCUCACGGACAAGAGCGUCAUCGAGAACGAACUGGAGGGUUUCGGUAUAAGGAUCAACAAGAGCCCACCAAACAUUGUCCUCAAGAAGAAAGACAAGGGAGGUAUUAACAUUACGGCGACUGUUCCACUUACACACAUCGACCACGGCGAGAUCAAGGCCGUAUUGACCGAAUAUCGAAUGGCAAACGCGGAUGUGGCCAUCCGGUGCGAUGCCACGGUCGAUGAUCUGAUCGACGUCAUUGAAGCCAAAGGACGAAGCUAUAUCCCAGUCAUCUAUGCACUGAACAAAAUUGAUGCCAUUAGUAUCGAGGAACUGGACCUGCUAUAUCGGAUUCCGAACGCUUGCCCGAUUAGCUCCGAGCAUGGGUGGAAUAUCGACGAGCUCCUCGAGCAGAUGUGGGAGAAGUUGAAUCUCGUGCGCGUUUAUACCAAGCCCAAGGGCAAAAUGCCGGAUUAUUCGGCGCCUGUUGUAUUGCGAUCAACGGCUUGCACGAUUGAAGACUUCUGUAAUUCCAUCCAUAAGACAAUUGUGGACAAUUUCAAGCAUGCCAUUGUCUAUGGCAAGUCGUGCAAGCAUCAGCCCCAGCGGGUGGGACUUUCACAUGAGCUCGCCGACGAGGAUAUUGGUACGUACAUGGUCGGACUGGGAUUCUGA